Molecule: messenger RNA, 1290 nt
Organism: Anopheles cruzii
Lineage: Eukaryota; Metazoa; Arthropoda; Insecta; Diptera; Culicidae
Gene: OXA1L
Product: mitochondrial inner membrane protein OXA1L
Exons: 3
Coding region: 1-1275 (424 amino acids)
Biological process (GO): mitochondrial respiratory chain complex IV assembly; protein insertion into mitochondrial inner membrane from matrix
Cellular component (GO): mitochondrial inner membrane
Molecular function (GO): membrane insertase activity
Source: RefSeq, a predicted model, not a curated record
AUGUUAUCCCGGGCCUGCAGAUUGGUAUCGAAAAAUGUGCUUUGCGAGAGAAUAGUUUGCGUGCAGGGAGGGAUAUCUAACCACAGGAACCGAUCACGCGAUUACCAUGUUGCAACGGGGAAUAGCCCUUCCGUUUCUAUUCUCAGUCCACGCACACCCUUUGCCCAUCGCUUCAGCUCCGUUCAGCCACUAACAGCGGCAGUACUGGCACGGAGUCUAAGUACCGGCGAUGGCGAUAAGACGGCACUGUUGGAUCAUAUUCCGGAACCGCCAGCCAUUCCUGUACCGGGCGCUCCCGAGGUGGCGGAUAUUGUGGCCGGUGCAGAACCAACAUUCGCCUCCAUCGGCCUCGGCGGAUGGACUCCCGUGGGAAUAGUACAGAACUGUAUGGAGUUCCUACACAUCGGUCUCGACCUACCGUGGUGGGGAUGCAUCGCUAUCGGCACGGUCGUCGUGCGGACUCUGCUGUUCCCGCUCGUCAUUGCGUCCCAGAAAAAUGCAGCCAAAAUGAACAACCAUAUGCCACAGAUGCAGGUGCUACAGAUGAAAAUGACCGAAGCGCGGCAAGCGGGCAAUGCCAUCGAUGCGGCCCGCUACGGCCAGGAGUUGGUACUGUUUAUGAAGGAGAAAAAUCUGAAUCCACUGAAAAAUAUGCUGGUACCGCUAGCGCAAGCACCCAUCUUUAUCUCCUUCUUCAUGGGCCUCCGAGAGAUGGCCAACACGCCCGUUGAUUCGAUGCGCGACGGAGGACUGUUCUGGUUUACCGAUCUCACCGUUUGUGACCAGUUCUACGCCCUACCGGUCAUCACCAGCCUAACGCUGUUCCUCACGAUCGAACUAGGCACGGACAGUGCGCGGAUGUCGGCGGCAAACAUGCAGGUCGCCAAGUACAUUCUUCGUGCCUUGCCCUUGUUUAUCUUCCCGUUCACGAUCAACUUCCCGGGCGCUAUCCUGUGUUACUGGGCGUGUAGUAACUUCUUUUCCCUGGUGCAAGUCGGCUUCUUGCGAAUACCACAGGUGCGCGAUUAUUUCAAAAUCGACCGAAUCGUGGCACAUCGGCCAGAAACGCUCCCGAUGAAAAAGAAAGGAUUCACCGAGGGUGUAAAAGACUCCUGGACGAACAUGAAAAUCAGUCGGGAGUUGGAGGAGCGCGCACGCAUUGACGAAAUCCGUUUCCAGAAAGCCGGCAAAGGACCUCUGGUGAAAACAUACAAAUACGAUCCGACGGCGUCGCGAACGGCACCGGCCGGCACGGUGAAUGCGAAAAAGCGGUAAUCAGCCGCUAAACCG